Messenger RNA from Blepharisma stoltei, 1265 nucleotides. Lineage: Eukaryota; Ciliophora; Heterotrichea; Heterotrichida; Blepharismidae. The record is from the annotation of a GenBank genome assembly.
AUGGAGCGAAAUAUACCUCUUCAUAUAGAAAGGCUUGUAUAUGAAUUAGAGCAUUCUAAAGAAGUCGAAGAAACCUUACUAAGUGCCACAAAUUUGCUAGGAAAAGAUGUAACACUCCUUCAAAUUUAUACUCAGCUGGGUUUUUGUAUAGAAACAAAUAAAUUCCUAAGAUCUCCGACCCUGAAUCAAGCAUUAUCAUUAAUUUCUCAAGAAUAUGGCCUUCCCUACCACCAGACUUCUAUUGAUAGCUUCCUUGCUAAUACGCCUUCAAAGGUAAGUGAUGCUGAUUCAGACUUGCGCCGAGAAAUGCUGCGAACUUUCUAUGAACAAGGAAUUAACGAAAUUGCAUCAGGAUCAGAAUUAGGGCUAGAGCCUUCAGCAGAGCCACCAUUAGCAAGCGCAUGGGACUGUUUCAGUGUUUUGCCUAAGCAAAUACAAUUUUCAACCCCAAAACCAAGAAGACUUCACCAUAGCCCAAGCACACAGGCAACUAAAUUUUUUACCCCAUCUUCAGUAAACUCAACGCCUUAUUCCGAGUGCGGAUCCGAAUUUGAGACUCCAAAAUCUACUAAAGGACUUAGAUAUUUAACGACACUGGUAAGACAACUUGUAUGUAAACAUCAGCCGACUUCUUUUAAAGAUGUGGCUUUAAAAUUAAUUGAUGAGCUAAUUGACACUGAAGGGGUUGAUAGAAUAAAAGAAGAGAAAAAUAUGCAGAAAUUAUAUAAAUAAUUAAAAAAAUUAUAACAAAAAAAAAUAUCUAUGCUAGAGGAAAUAGGAUUAUAAGAAGAAGGGUUUAUGAUGCUAUAAAUGUCCUUAUAGCUGCAGGAGUUUUAGAGCGCGACGAAAAAAAUGUUCGAUGAAAAGCAGAAUUUAAUGUUGGGGAAUUAGUGGAAAAAAGAGAAUUUUUAGAAAAAAGAAAGCGAGAAGUUGACGCAAAAAGACUUGAAUUCAAAGAAAUUUUGAAUAAAUAUUUAGCGAUACAGAAUUUGAUCAAUAGAAACACAAUCAAUCCGAAAGGAGAGCCUGCCCUUCAAUUUCCUUUUUUAUUGGUAUCCACAUCAGAUUCACCUACAAAUUCUAUGUCAAUUAAAGUAAAUUCUUCAGCGACUGCGCUUGAGUUAAAAUUUGGCGAAGCGAUCACGAUGUUUGGGGAUAUGGAUGUCUUGAUUUCUCUAAAAAUGCAUAAGAUCAAGCCUUCAUUGCUGCGGCACUUUCUGCCUAGCAGAGAAUUAUUGAAUUAUUGCACACCUUAUUUUCCUUAA